AUGGAUCGCAGGAAAACCUUCAAAGUUGGCGUGAUUCUUGAUCUAGACUCAACUCUUGGCGACCAAAUGCGCAUGGCGAUAGAAAUAGCAUGCCAAGACGCCAACAACAUCUCAUCAGGAAGUUAUUACAUCAAACCAUAUUACGUGAACUCUCGCGCGAACCCCCUUGGAGCAAUUUCUGCAGCUGAAAAGCUGAUAAGAAAGAAGGUGCAAGUUAUUAUUGGCUUAGAGGCAUGGCAGGAAGCGACUUUAGUUGCCGAGAUUGCUAAUCAAUCUCAGGUACCGGUGAUAUCCUUUGCGGCAAACCCCCUACCACCAGCAUUAAUGGUGCAAACUAUGUGGCCCUCACUAUUUCGUAUGAGUUCUGAUGUAUCCGACCAAAUUAGAUGUAUCGCAGAUAUAGUUAGUUCUUAUAACAGACGAAGAGUCACAAUAAUAUAUGAGGCGGAGGCAUAUGAUAAUAUCUAUUCUGAGCUGUUAAAUUCUUUAUCAGAAGAGCUUGACAAGAUCGGCUCCAAGAUAGAGGACCAAGUGAUUCUUCGAGCACUUUCACCUUCGGCAAGCGUGGAAAAGUUUUUGGAAGAGAAACUAGUGAAACUGAAGUGCAAGGCAUCCCCAAUAUUUAUUGUCCUAGGGUUAUCAUCUCGUGCAGGUGGCCAUUUUCUCAAAGAAGCAAGGAAGAUAGGACUCUUCAAUCGAAAUUCAAUAUGGAUUUUUGCUGAAAAACCAUUCGACAAUCUCUUAGCUUCAGUAGAACAUUCAAUAAUCUCAACCACCAUGGAAGGCACAAUAGGAUUCGUCACCUACCGUCCUGAAAACCAUGCAUCCAGAGACUUCAAGAUCAAAUUCUUGAAUAAGUUCCAUCAAAAGCAUGGAGAGACCUUCAAUUUUGAGCAAAGCAUAGAUGUUAGUCGAGCAUACGAUUCCCUCAUGACUGUAAAAAAGGCCGUAGGUGCGUUGCCAACUAAUGACAUUACCCCUGAGCUUUUGCUUGACAGAAUAUCGAGUGUUCGACUCGUUGGUUUGAGCGGGGUAAUACAAUUGAGAAAGAAACAAAGUCAAAGGACAAGUGCUUAUGCAAAUUCAGACACAUUGAAGACCCAUCGAAAAUACAUCCCGCAGAUGGUGAUUGGAAUUCCUCGUACAACUCCCUUCGGUAAGUUUGUGAAGGAGCAAAUAGACGAUGUAACUGGGAAAGCGACGUACAUUGGGUUUUGCAUGGAUGUUUUUGAAAAGGCGCGUCCUCAUGGUUUGAAUUAUACAUUUUUACCUCAUGAAGGAACAUACGAGGACUUGGUCAACAAAGUUCAUGACAAGAGUUACACAGCUAGCCUCACUACAAUGCUCACUCUUCAAGAACUUAAACCGACUGUGACCACAAUGGAGCGGCUUAGAAUUUCCAAAGCAAGAGUGGGUUGUGACGCUGUCUCUUUCGUCUGUGACUAUCUGAAGAAUACACUUCAUUUCUCCAAGGACAUCAUUAUCGGUCUAAGGAACAGCUCAAGGUAUGGAGAUCAAUUUGCAAGCGGUAACAUUGCGGCUCUUUUUUUGGAAUCCCCGUAUGAGAGAGCUUUCCUCGCCAAGUAUUGCUAUGGAUAUGCCGUAACUCAUGAGAACUACAGAUUUGGCGGUUUUGGCUUUGUGUUCCCGAAAAGCUCUUCGCUGGCUGCGAAAUUCUCCGAGGCAAUUUUGAAACUUUCAGAGAGCGGCGAGAUAAAAAGGUUAGAAAACAAGUGGUUUCGUCGCAAGUGUGCAAUGAGGAACGACGCCAGCGAGAUACCGAGGUUGGGCCUCGACAGCUUCUGGGGACUCUACGCUUUCACCAUCACCAUUUCCACAGCUUGUUUGCUAGUGGCAUAUCUCUGGAUGCGGAGGAACCGUCGAAGUCACGAAGAAGGAAGCAAUGGUGACGGCUUAAGUCAGGAUUUGAGUAUUUCAUGA
Messenger RNA from Eucalyptus grandis, 1941 nucleotides. RefSeq names its product glutamate receptor 2.7. Gene Ontology annotation, cellular component: plasma membrane. The record is from RefSeq and is a predicted model, not a curated record. Gene Ontology annotation, molecular function: ligand-gated monoatomic ion channel activity; signaling receptor activity. NCBI's taxonomy places the organism in Eukaryota, Viridiplantae, Streptophyta, Magnoliopsida, Myrtales, Myrtaceae. The coding region runs from base 1 to 1941 and encodes 646 amino acids. The transcript has 5 exons.